AGUCGUCCAUUUCUAAUCCCUCCCUCUCCUCGGCUUUGAAUGUCGAUGCGCGGCCAGGGCGAGCGAAUGCGCAGCGGCGAGUGGAGUUAGGGCAUUCGCAGCGAGGAGCAGCGGGCUAUGAAGCUGGAUUCGGCAUCGAUCGAUCCAUGAGAUAUGAGAGUUUAGUAGUGGAAUGCACGAGUUGAGUUGUUGAGGAUGGGAUCAUGUUGCUCGGAUAUGAGUGGAGGUAUGGACGCUGUGGGUGGAAUGGACAUGUUGAAUCUAGACAAAGACACGGAGACUGCUGUUCCUUCUGACUUCCUUUCUGGAACGCGGGGUGUACCAGCGGAUGUACAGUUGUGGAUCUCGGCUUCAGAGCUGCGAGACAAAGAUUUUCUUUCAAAGAGUGAUCCUCUGGCUGUUGCUUUCAUAAGGAAAGACGGGGUGCUGGAAGAAGUAGGACGAACGGAAGUUGUAUCAAACACUUUGAAUCCGUCGUGGGUGACAGACAUAAAGGUCUCAUACAGUUUUCAAGACAUUCAGCAGCUACUGUUUCGAGUUUAUGACAUUGAUACAAAGUAUGCUGGAGUAAAUCCACAGGAACUUCCUCUUGAGGAGCAAGAUUUUUUGGGAGAGAUGACAUGUCUACUGGCAGAAGUCGUAGCUGCCCCUGGACAAUCUUUCAGCAGAUUAUUACAAGACAAGGUGGAUGGUGGAACAGAUAAAACUGGAGUGAAGAGCAUGGGAACGCUUACCAUCAAAGCAGAAGAGAUGCAGCACUCAAAGUCAAUUGUGGAACUUGUUCUACGAUGCUCGGAUCUAAAUAACAAAGACUUCUUCUCCAAGAGUGAUCCUUUUCUUAGGCUUUCAAGACUAAGGGAGGACGGAAGCAGUGUUCCUGUUUAUAAAUCUGAGGUCAAGAAAAACAAUCUCCAUCCGACAUGGAAGCUGGUCAGAACUACGCUGCAGCAACUGAAUAAUGGGGAUAUGGACCGGCCAUUGGUAGUUGAAUGCUUCAAUUAUAACGGAAAUGGUCGGCAUGACCUCAUUGGAUCUACGCAGGUGUCUCUUAAGGAACUUCAAGCUUCAGCUGGUGGUACCGUUUCGUUUGAACUGAAGCGGCCUUCGGAUAAUCAGGCAGGUGGAAAGCUUCACGUAGAGGGAUGCAAGAUCUCGUCUGGCCACAGUUUUCUGGACUACCUACGUGGGGGUUGCCAGCUGAGUUUCAUGGUCGCAGUCGACUUUACAGCUUCUAAUGGCAAUCCUCAUCAGCAGGACUCGUUGCAUUACCUGGACCCUUCCGGAAAACCGAACUCUUACGAGAUUGCUAUUGAAUCCGUGGGUGAAGUUUUGUAUCACUACGAUUACGAUAAGCUUUUUGCUGCUUGGGGGUUUGGUGGCAAGCCGAUGAACAGUCCAGUUUCUCACUGUUUCAAUCUAAAUGGACACAGCGCUGAGGUAGAUGGCGUGGAUGGAAUUCUUCGUGCCUACUCACAAGCUCUAAAAAGCGUGGCUCUUGCGGGUCCAACGUUGUUCGCUCCGGUGGUAAACAUGGCAUCGUCGAUAGCGUCGGAGUAUAUUUCACAAGAGAAGCAAAAGUACUUCGUGCUCCUAAUCAUCACGGACGGAGUGAUUACUGAUCUACAUCAAACCAUCAAUGCGAUUGUUAAUGCAGCCUCACUGCCACUCUCGAUUCUGAUUGUG
Selaginella moellendorffii is the source of this 1683-nucleotide messenger RNA. Its product is annotated as protein BONZAI 1. Gene Ontology annotation, molecular function: calcium-dependent phospholipid binding. Gene Ontology annotation, cellular component: plasma membrane. The annotation marks the transcript as partial. The transcript is spliced from 15 exons. Gene Ontology annotation, biological process: cellular response to calcium ion. NCBI's taxonomy places the organism in Eukaryota, Viridiplantae, Streptophyta, Lycopodiopsida, Selaginellales, Selaginellaceae. The record is from RefSeq and is a predicted model, not a curated record.